AUGGAAUCUGGGAAGCAAGGUAGGUUUGAUGAUCGUGAGGUAGCUGUGAAACGAGUAAUCGCAGAUAUUCGACUUGCUGAUCGAGAAGUAGAUCUGUUGCGCGAAAGUGAUGCUCAUCCAAAUGUCAUCAGAUAUUUUUGCAUGGAAUCAGAUAGCAAUUUCCGGUAUAUUGCACUGGAGCUGUGUGAUUAUUCAUUAUCUGAUUAUGUGGAAAAUGAGAAAGUCCGGGAAUACUGUCCCCUUUCUGAAAUGGAUAUUCUGCUUCAAGCAACUAAAGGACUAGCGUAUCUUCACGGCAUAAACAUUGGUGAGCUGAUUAUUUUGGUUACGCCACCAUUUCUUUAUAUAACAAAUUGCUCACCGUCUAACGAUAAGCAUGCAGGGCGUGCAGUGAGCGGGAGAGAAAGCAAGUUUCACUGGGUAGGAUGA
Molecule: messenger RNA, 429 nt
Organism: Gongylonema pulchrum
Lineage: Eukaryota; Metazoa; Nematoda; Chromadorea; Rhabditida; Gongylonematidae
Source: the annotation of a GenBank genome assembly